Sciurus carolinensis (gray squirrel) is the source of this 1484-nucleotide messenger RNA. It is a transcript of the gene Asb11, whose product is annotated as ankyrin repeat and SOCS box containing 11. The record is from RefSeq and is a predicted model, not a curated record. Gene Ontology annotation, biological process: intracellular signal transduction; protein ubiquitination; positive regulation of protein catabolic process. The transcript has 7 exons. Lineage: Eukaryota; Metazoa; Chordata; Mammalia; Rodentia; Sciuridae. Bases 164 to 1072 code for a protein of 302 amino acids. Gene Ontology annotation, molecular function: protein binding.
GGGUUCCAGGAUUACAUCAUUCUUUAGUAUCCAUUUCAAUUUGCACCCAGGAUUCUCUUUCAAAAUAGACCUAUGUGAUUCCAAUACACUAGGCAACUUGGAAAACACUAGACAUCAGCAGUCUUAUCCAAAGAAAUAGGACCUCCAAAGACAAAGCAUCAGAAUGCUUCAACUAACUGGGGAAAAUGAGAAGAAUUUUGAAGUUUCACAAAAUGUCAGAAGGCCUGGACUGUGGAAAGAGAUUUCUUUUGGGGAUUACAUUUGUCACACAUUUCAGGGAGACUGCUGGGCUGAUCGAUCCCCACUUCAUGAAGCUGCGGCUCAGGGACGCUUACUGGCCCUUAAAACUUUAAUUGCACAAGGUGUCAACGUGAACCUUGUGACAAUUAACCGGGUCUCUUCUCUCCAUGAGGCAUGCCUUGGAGGUCAUGUGGCUUGUGCUAAAGCCUUAUUGGAAAAUGGUGCGCAUGUCAAUGGAGUGACAGUUCAUGGAGCCACGCCCCUCUUCAAUGCAUGCUGCAGUGGCAGUGCUGCGUGCGUCAACGUGCUGCUGGAGUUUGGAGCCAAGGCCCAGCCUGAGAUGCACCUGGCCUCACCUAUCCAUGAGGCAGUGAAGAGAGGUCACAGGGAGUGCAUGGAGAUUCUGCUGGCAAAUAAUGUUAACAUUGACCAAGAGGUACCUCAGCUUGGAACUCCCCUGUAUGUAGCCUGCACCUACCAGAAGGUAGACUGUGUGAAGAAGCUUCUGGAAUUAGGAGCCAGUGUUGACCAUGGCCAAUGGCUGGACAGCCCCCUCCACGCUGCAGCGAGGCAGUCCAGUGUGGAGAUCAUCCACCUGCUCACUGACUAUGGGGCUAAUCUGAAGCUCAGAAACGCACAGGGCAAAAGUGCUCUUGAUCUGGCAAUUCCCAAAAGUAGUGUGGAGCAGGCACUCCUGCUCCGAGAAGGCCCACCUACUCUUGCCCAGCUCUGCCGCCUGUGUGUCCGGAAAUGCUUGGGUCGAGCAUGUCAUGAAGCCAUCCACAAGCUACGUCUGCCAGAGCCACUGGAAAGAUUCCUCCGGUACCAAUAGCCCCAAUUGUCCAUGGGAAGCUAUUUGGAAAUAAAUAGGUUGUUGUCUGCUGUACCAAGGAUACUUAUAGACACCCAACAGUUAGACCCUUAGUAUCUUCAAAUGACCUGAUAAACUGGAACCUUAAAGUUUUUAGCUCUUGUUGUUAAUAAACUUAAAAAAAAUCUGUGAAGUAGAAUGAACAUAAUAGGCUAUUUUCUGAUAAUACAGGAUUUCCCAGUACCUAUGGGUCAACAUUCUGAAUAUUGUACAGACCCAUGUAAAUCCAGGUGAAUAGGAUUAUAAUGAAUGUUAAGAAUUCCAGGAUGUGCUCUUGAUUUAAUUCCUCUCUUCUACCCCUUCCUUCCACCUUUCCCCCUCUCUUUUUCUUUCUCCCCCACUUUCUUCUUCCUUGAAUAAAUCUAUGCUGUAA